This is a messenger RNA of Carya illinoinensis, 1867 nucleotides long. RefSeq names its product splicing factor SF3a60 homolog. Lineage: Eukaryota; Viridiplantae; Streptophyta; Magnoliopsida; Fagales; Juglandaceae. Gene Ontology annotation, biological process: mRNA splicing, via spliceosome. The record is from RefSeq and is a predicted model, not a curated record. Bases 132 to 1664 code for a protein of 510 amino acids. Gene Ontology annotation, cellular component: spliceosomal complex; nucleus. The transcript is spliced from 12 exons. Gene Ontology annotation, molecular function: zinc ion binding; RNA binding.
CUAUCAGGUUCAGUGCUAAAUUGCUAAUCUCGGGUUUUACUUCCUUCUUUUCCUUCUAAAGCCCAGAGAGACGCACAGAAAAACCCUAGGACGUGGGCCGGAGAGAGAAGAAGAAGAAGAAGAAGAAGAAAAUGUCAUCGACGUUGCUGGAGGUGACGAGGGCAGCACAUGAGGACGUGGAGCGGUUGGAGAGGCUGAUAGUGAAGGACCUCCAGAAUGAGCCGGCUACUAGCAAGGACCGCCUCUUUCAGAGCCACCGCGUCCGCAACAUGAUUGACACUAUCAUUUCCACCACCGAAAAACUCGUAGAGAUUUAUGAUGAUAACGAUAAUGCCAGGAAGGAUGAGAUUGCGGCUCUUGGAGGCCAAACUGCAACUGGAACAAAUGUGUUUAGUGCGUUUUAUGAUAGAUUGAAAGAGAUUCGUGAAUACCAUAGAAGGCAUCCAGCUGCUCGUGUUGUUGAUGCUACUGAGGAGUACGAGGCACUACUUAAAGAAGAACCUAUCAUCGAGUUUAGUGGAGAGGAAGCUCUUGGGCGGUACCUAGACUUGCAUGAAUUGUUUAACCUGUACAUUAAUUCUAAAUUUGGGGAGCCUUCUACCGAGUACUCUGCUUACCUUGAUAUUUUUUCACAACCGCAUAAGAUUCCUCGCAAACUAAAGUUGACAAGGCAAUACAGGGAAUAUACGGAGAAUCUAUUGGAAUACCUUGUAUAUUUUUUUCAGCGGACAGAGCCCUUGCAAGAUCUUGAUAGAAUAUUCUUGAAGGUUGAGGCUGAAUUUGAAGAGCAAUGGGCGAAUGGAAAUAUACAAGGAUGGGAGAAUGAGGGUCAAGAAAAUGGACAUGUUCCUGCUAUGCAUACUGUUAUUGACCUUGAUUAUUACAGUACAGUUGAAGAGCUGACGGAAUUCGGUCCGGAAAAGUUAAAAGAGGCAUUGGCUGCAUUAGGACUUAAGACUGGCGGUACUGUUCAGCAGCGUGCUGAAAGGCUUUUCCUUACAAAGCAUACACCUCUUGAGAAGUUGGACAAGAAGCAUUUUGCCAAAGGUGCACGUGCAUCACAACAAAACCAGGCUGCUGCAGUUCCAGAACAAGAUGACAAUGUAAAAGAAAUAGCCCUAUUGGAGACCAAAUUGAAAAAACUCUGUGACUUAUUGGACGAGACAAUUGCACGAACAAAAGACAAUGUCGUGAAGAAGCAGGCUUUGACAUAUGAGGAAAUUGAAGCAGAACGUGAGGAGGAAGAAACACAAGCUGAUACUGAAAGUGAUGAUGAUGAGCAGCAGAUUUAUAAUCCCCUCAAGUUGCCAAUGGGUUGGGAUGGGAAGCCAAUACCGUAUUGGCUGUAUAAGCUUCACGGUCUUGGUCAGGAAUUCAAGUGUGAGAUAUGUGGGAACUACAGUUACUGGGGCCGUAGGGCUUUUGAACGGCAUUUCAAGGAAUGGCGCCAUCAACAUGGGAUGCGCUGCCUUGGUAUUCCAAACACCAAGAACUUCAAUGAGAUCACAUCAAUUGAGGAAGCAAAAGAUCUGUGGAAGAAGAUACAAGAACGGCAAGGAGUGAACAAGUGGCGCCCAGAUCUUGAAGAAGAAUAUGAAGACAGAGAGGGCAAUAUCUACAAUAAGAAGACAUAUGCUGAUCUGCAGCGGCAGGGAUUGAUUUGAGGGGGGGAAAAAUCACAGUUACUAAUUAAAAAAUGUCUGUACUUUUGUUUCUAGGAAGUUUGGACUCUUCCCUUCGGGUUUUAAGCUACCUCUUCGCUUUGGUCAUGAUUUAUCGGUCCACCAAAGACACUUGUCGGAAAAUCUGUACACGAGAGAUCAACCCUUAAUGCAAUCAAAAUCUGUCCUAUAUCUGGAUUUUGUAA